Molecule: messenger RNA, 1554 nt
Organism: Cercospora beticola
Lineage: Eukaryota; Fungi; Ascomycota; Dothideomycetes; Mycosphaerellales; Mycosphaerellaceae
Product: cytochrome P450
Molecular function (GO): iron ion binding; monooxygenase activity; oxidoreductase activity, acting on paired donors, with incorporation or reduction of molecular oxygen
Source: RefSeq, a predicted model, not a curated record
AUGUUAUUCUUCGCAGGUGGAGAAGAAAUCAACACGCUGCCAGUCGCUUUCCUGCUUGCAGCCGCACUGUUUCUGGCAUGGGUGAGAUGGAAAAGUCACAGCCGCUUGCAGAGUAUCCCAGGUCCAGCAGGGGCUUGGCCGUUCAAUAUCAGAUUCGGGCUUCCGCCCAGAGCACAUCAAGUCAUGCGUCGAUGGGCUCUGGAUCACGGCGAGCUAGUCCAGAUUCGCAUCGGAUGGUACAAUUGGGUGGUCAUCAACAGCCCUGAAGCGAUGAAGGAGAUCUUCGGCAGACAGUCUGCAUCGACCUCCUCCAAAGUACCUGCCCCGGUCGGGCAUGACAUUAUCACGGGAGGCAUGAGGAUGUUCACCAUGCCUUAUGGUACCAAGUGGAGGGCUUAUCGUACAGUCAUUCACCAGCUUCUGUCGCCAAAGAUGACAGAAACAUUCCUCCCUGCUCAAUUGGUCGAAAUCAGACACCUCGUUCGCGAUCUUGCGUGCACGCCGGCGCAGGAUAUCGAUCCUCAAGAUCACAUCCGGAGAAUGUCAUUCUCCUUUAUGAUGAUGGCGACGUAUGGUCGACGAAUCCCGAGUUGGGACCAUGAAGAUGUGCGGCACAUGCUGAAAGGGAGAGCAAUCCUGGGCAAGAUUUCUCGGCCUGGCUACUUCAUCGAGGAUGAGAUUCCUUUACUGGCUAUGCUACCUAGUUGGUUACAGCCAUCAAGAAAAGAGGCAACCCGGCUUGCUGUUCCCGUUCAUGCUGCAAAGAUGAGGCUAUGGAACAUUCUUCGAGAACAGCAAUGUAGUGGCACUGCUCCAGAAUGUUUUGGAAAGGAACUUUUGCAUCAGGAUUUGACAGCACACGGAUUGACUGAGAGUGAUGCUGCGUGGGUUGCGAGCGGACUAGUCGAGGUCGGCUCCGAAACCACGUCGAUUACUCUUUUGAAUUUGCUUCUAUACCUUGCAGCCAAUCCGACUUGCCAGACCAAAGCGAUGAAGGAGCUAGAUAACGUUGUCGGAGACGACAGACCGCCAUGCUUUGAGGAUAUUCCAAGAUUGCCUUACGUACGCGCUUGUGUGAAAGAAGUUCUACGAUUGAAUCCGAUUCCUACAUGGGGUGUCAAGCACUACACAGACAACGAUGUGGUUUAUAAAGAUUGGGUCAUUCCCAAGGGCACAGUGGUGUUGGGAAACACAUGGGCGAUCCACUACGAUCCUUCUCGAUACGCUGAUCCCGAGGCUUUUCAGCCGGAACGAUUUAUCAACCACGAGAAGUACUCUGCCGAGUACGCAGCAAUGGCAGAUCCGACACAAAGAGAGCACUAUGCUUUUGGAGCCGGCAGACGCAUCUGUCCCGGAUCUAGGUUGGCGGAAAAUACACUCAACCUGGCACUGGCACAUGUUCUUUGGUGUUUUCAAAUAGCUCCGCCUACCGCGAGCAAAGAGGUCGAUAUCUCUGGUGAUGCGUGGGAGGACACUGCAUUCCGACCUCCGAAACCAUUCAAAAUUCAGCUGAUGCCACGAAAUGAGAGGCGGCUUCAAUUGCUCAAUGAUUAG